Fusarium coffeatum is the source of this 1497-nucleotide messenger RNA. RefSeq lists its product as uncharacterized. The transcript has a single exon. Bases 1 to 1497 code for a protein of 498 amino acids. The record is from RefSeq and is a predicted model, not a curated record. Gene Ontology annotation, biological process: mycotoxin biosynthetic process. Gene Ontology annotation, molecular function: acetyltransferase activity. Lineage: Eukaryota; Fungi; Ascomycota; Sordariomycetes; Hypocreales; Nectriaceae.
AUGACAUCUCCCAAAGAUUACAACUGGCACCAGUCCCAGCCUGGAGUCUGGCAACGUCCCCUCGACGAACUCGAGCAAUUCUACACAUCAAUGGUGGUUCUCUACGAGGGUAGCGGCCGCAUGUUCUUUGGAAUCACAGGCCAUAUCUCUCUGUCCAUCAAGACUAUCACCCAUGCUGGAUACGAAGUUGACCAAGCGUUGCGCAAAGCAUGGCUUGCCUUGCGAUAUAAUCACCCUACACUAGCCUCCCAAACUACCCAAGGCUCAAAUGGAGAAUGGAUCAAGACAUACAAAACUCUUGACACAGAAGACGAGAAGAAUGCUUGGGUUGACAAGACUCUUAUUGAUAUCGCCACCACUCAGACAGGAAAUGAGUUUGCAAACUCAUGGCAACCAACACCUAAAAUACCAACCAUGUACGUUGUUCAUCUUCCUACCGAAAUAGGUUUUAUUCGGAGAGAUCUUGUCUUUCGUUCUCCGCAUGAUAUCAUCGACGGCAUUGGAACACUCAUGCUUCUGAACAAUUUCAUCGCUCUUGCGGCAGAAGCUCACGAAAAGGGCGAUGCUUACGAAGUUCCUGCUCUGGACGGAAGUGAGACUUCAAACUUGAGUCCUUCAUAUCGCAUCGCUGCCAAGAUUCCCGAUAAGCUUUCAAAAGCUCAGGUGGAAAGACUAGAUGCGAUGGCCGCUCAAAAAGAAGAAGUGGCAUCCGAUCCCAACGUCGAAGUCCUCGCUCUUCCUUAUCGCAAAGGCGAGACUGUUCCAGGUCGUCAUCAACGCGUGGCUCUUACCCUUACUCAAGAAGAAACUUCACAGUUGCUAGCUGCUUGUAAGAACGUUAAAGCAACACCAACUCACGUCUUCCACGCAGCAGCAGCCAUCGUCAUGCGCGAUCUUCAAGAUAAACCUGCUGAGACGAAGAAAGUGCGGUAUAUCAACUACAUCCUCCAAAAUGAGCGAUCAAACUGCUCUGAGCCGUUUAAUUCUACGAGGCAUCCUGCUGCUGUGUAUCAUUCUGUUUCCGGACAGAGUUUAGUGGUGGAUAUGGAUCUCUGCCCGCCGUCAAAGCACGAACUUGACCGUGAAGAGUUCCUUACCGUCUUACAAACUAUCAAGGACUUUUAUCUCACCGUCAAACAAGACCGGGAGUUCUACAUCCUCGCUCCAACGAUGUUCGCCAAUCUAACACCCACUCUUCCCGCAUCGCCCCGUCCAUUGCCCAUUGCCCCACCAAAAGUCCAUCCCUCAGUAUCAAUCUCAAGCAUGGGACGCGUUGAAAGUAUCAUAGCACCUGAGACCAAGGCUUUCAGCGCAAAGAAUCCGUGGGUUACGGGUGAAGAGCUUGGAAAUGGACUGGGAUUAUUCCUAGGGACAUUUCGGGGCGAGAUGGAGUUGAGUGCGGCGUAUAAUGAUGCUUGGCAUACGGAGGAGGAUGUGACGGGGUAUUUGGAGCGUUGUAAGAGUGUUGUUUUUGGGGGGCUUGGGUUGAAGGCAUAA